Molecule: messenger RNA, 936 nt
Organism: Acanthoscelides obtectus
Lineage: Eukaryota; Metazoa; Arthropoda; Insecta; Coleoptera; Chrysomelidae
Source: the annotation of a GenBank genome assembly
AUGUCUCUAGAACAUUUUCGCGACAUAAUUUAUUACAACUUUCAGAGACAAUUAUCGCAACAAGAAUGCCUUGCUGAGUUAGUGUCUGUUUUCGGCAACGAAGCGCCACAUCAGUCGGCAAUUUCCCGUUGGUAUGAAGAAUUCAAACGUGGACGGGUCGGUCUUAGCGACGAUCUCAGGGUGGGUGCACCAAAAACGGCAGUCACCAAGGAAAACGUCGAUGCUGUGCGCAAGCUCAUCAUUGAAGAUAGACAUACCUCAAUUCAAAAAAUAUUACAUGAAGAAUUAGGAGUAAGAAAAUUAGUUUCUCGGUGGAUACCCCACCUGUUGACUGAAGAGCAGAAAGCAGCCAGGGUUAUUUGGUGUCAAAAAACGCUUGACCGUUUCAAUUCCGGAAACUCAAAAAAUGUGUACAGCAUUGUUAGUAGUGAUGAAUCCUGGAUUUACUGUUAUGAACCAGAAAAUAAACGACAGUCGGCUGUUUGGGUGUUCCAAGGUGAAGAAAAGCCAACAAAAGUCAUCCGUUCUCGAAGUGUUUCGAAAAAGAUGGUCGCGACAUUUGUCACCAUUUGUUUGCCAAAACUCAUCACCGAGCUUCGAAAAAUCAACCCCGAAAGAAGAAUCAUCCUCCACCAAGACAAUGCAAGCUCGCACACAGCCCAAAAAACAAGGCAGUAUUUAACGGAAGAAAACGUGGAAUUAUUGAACCAUCCUCCAUAUAGUCCCGAUCUAAGUCCUAACGAUUUCUUUACUUUCCCGAAAAUUAAAAAUAGACUGCGUGGUCAAAGGUUCCAGUCACCAGAAGAAGCAGUUGACGCAUUCAAAAGUGCCGUUUUGGAUCUGCCAGCAAACGAGUGGAAUAAGUGCUUCGAAAAUUGGUUCGAGCGCAUGCAGAUGUGUAUUAAUCUUCGUGGAGAAUACUUCGAAAAACAAUAA